This is a messenger RNA of Corythoichthys intestinalis (scribbled pipefish), 588 nucleotides long. RefSeq names its product potassium voltage-gated channel subfamily E member 1-like. The transcript has 2 exons. Lineage: Eukaryota; Metazoa; Chordata; Actinopteri; Syngnathiformes; Syngnathidae. Gene Ontology annotation, molecular function: voltage-gated potassium channel activity involved in ventricular cardiac muscle cell action potential repolarization; potassium channel regulator activity; delayed rectifier potassium channel activity. Gene Ontology annotation, cellular component: membrane. The record is from RefSeq and is a predicted model, not a curated record. The coding region runs from base 40 to 393 and encodes 117 amino acids. Gene Ontology annotation, biological process: ventricular cardiac muscle cell action potential; negative regulation of delayed rectifier potassium channel activity; regulation of heart rate by cardiac conduction.
GCAUCAGAUAGUUCCCGGUGUGUCCAGCAGACGGCGGUCAUGUCUCUCAUCAACAGCACUGAGCUGAGUUCCUCGCUGUUGCGCCUCUGCCUCAACAGAACCACUGCAAACACCAACAUCUCCACGCCGACCCUGGAUGUCGUUUACAUCCUCCUGGUGCUCGGCAUGUUCAGUUUCUUCUCCUUCGCCGUCAUGUUGAGUUUCAUCCGCUCUAGGAAGUUGGAGAGCUCUCAGGACCCUUACAACCAGUAUAUAGCCCGAGACUGGAGCCGGAGGAGGACUCCUUCCGCGGACGCCGUGGCUCGUGCUCGACGGGUCGUGGAGGCGUCGGUGUCAGUGGUCAUCUGUAAUCCGGCGACGGACGAGGAAAGGCCACAAGUUCCACAACAUUAGUGAAACAUUCAAGAGUUAUUUUUAAAAAAUGCCGAACAUAGGGAUUUUUUUUUUUUUUUAAUGUUUGUAAAUGCAUAUUUUUACUUUUACUCUCAAACCUGAGAUUGGGUCUGGUAUUGGUAGGUUGUUAUGGUUGGAAAUAUGUGGGAUAAAUUUAACUUUAAUUCAUCGAUGAUGAGACUUACACCAUUCAAU